Molecule: messenger RNA, 258 nt
Organism: Amorphotheca resinae ATCC 22711
Lineage: Eukaryota; Fungi; Ascomycota; Leotiomycetes; Helotiales; Amorphothecaceae
Exons: 1
Coding region: 40-204 (54 amino acids)
Source: RefSeq, a predicted model, not a curated record
GGGGAACGGAGGGAUAUAUAUAUGGCGGCGACCGCGCCCAUGGGGAUGGGGCAUCCACAUCUCAAUCAAUCUCUCUCCUCCCUCUCUCUUGUCAGGCUUCUCUUCUCUGUACCAAUACCUGUCUUGCUGUUUGACUUGGCACUUCUCUACCCGACUCUUACAGUAAUCUUCACACCGCAAUCAUGGCAAGCCCCCCCUCCUUGAUUCCCAUGGCGCGACAGCAUUCUAAUCAUGAGGGAAACACAGACUCUCCACGUU